Talaromyces marneffei is the source of this 2901-nucleotide messenger RNA. RefSeq lists its product as uncharacterized. The record is from RefSeq and is a predicted model, not a curated record. The transcript has 7 exons. The coding region runs from base 1 to 2901 and encodes 966 amino acids. Gene Ontology annotation, biological process: proteolysis. NCBI's taxonomy places the organism in Eukaryota, Fungi, Ascomycota, Eurotiomycetes, Eurotiales, Trichocomaceae. Gene Ontology annotation, molecular function: serine-type endopeptidase activity.
AUGACGAACUCAGGUACUCCUCGCUUUCUCAUCCCUAAGUCCCCUGAGCCCGAGAAACAGACGGGGAAGGGGCGAAUCAUAGGAGAGAGUUUGAUGAAACCGACAUCACCUGCGGUGCUCGAAUAUCCUACGGGCAAAAGUGGCAACGAAAUACUAUCCCAUCUUAUAAACGAGGCCAUGAAAUUUCUCUGGAAACCAGAGGAAGAUCCAGAUCGAUAUUUUGACAACUAUAAAAAUUUCCUACGCCAUCGUGGAUCUAUACAUCUCCACAAAAUCGUUGAGUAUUGCAAGGAUGAGUUCGUGCGACAUUGGGCAUCCAAGUUGCCAUUCUUCCUCCGGUGGGUUAUCAGGAUAAACCCAUCACUGAUGGCGGCCACUACGAAAUUAGUGCAACACACUCCUCUCGUUUAUGCCAUACUCAGCGAGAAUCACGAGAUCGUUAAAGUCCUACUUGAAAUAGAAGAUAUGACAAGCAUGCUCCAGGUUGAGCCAGAAGUCAAGGGAACUUGUUUACAUGUAGCUAUAGAAGAGGAAUCACCAUCUACCAGUGUUAUAGCGAAGAAGCUUCAGAGCUUCCCAGAUGUCUUUCGUCGUACAAAUAACAAGGGAGAGACAUCUCUUCACGUGCUAGUAGCAUUCUUAGGAGAUGAGGUCUCUCCAAAUGCACUCGAAAAGAUCUUGACUCGAUUUCAGCAGCCAAACUCCACCGAAGACCCCCCUGUUGAAACAACAGAAUCAGAAGAGGAUAUAUUUUCCUCCCCGAAAUACCGACGCAGAGUGAUUGAGAACAUUCUCGAAUCGGUCCCGGCCGUCAUAAGUGAACAGGUCAAAACGGGCGAGGUGAAAGGACUGACACCAUACCAGUUACGAGUACACAAACUGCAAAAUUCAAACGAAGUCAAGGACUUUAUCGAUGCGUCACUCAAUGAUCUCAUUAUCAAAGGAGACGAGGAAGCAGAAAAGUUGAUGCGCUAUAUAAUCGUGGAGGACCCUAUUGCAAAGUAUCUCCGUACAUUCUGUGUUCGCACUCUCAAAGACCACGAUGAAAUUGUGAAAGCAUUGUAUGAACAUGGUAAAGAACGACAGAUUAGCUUUGAUCUAGCUGGUCUGCCAAGCCCUUCAAUCUCCGAAGACUUUCUUAGAGAGCUUGCAAAGCACCUUGAAUUUGAAAGUAUUCUUAGCUACGUUGCAUUACCGGCACUUGAGGUCACUCCAUCUAAACGCUCAUCAUUACACCGGAGAAGCAAGGGCCAGAAACAUGACGACAAGACAUAUUCGGACUUGAGGACUAUCUUCGAAUGGCUGGAGGAACAUGGAGUUAAACGAAUCGUAAAGGUAACAGUACUUGACAAUCGGGACAAGAGCCAUUAUGACUCUGUGAUCUCUAAAGCCGUCGCCGGGUUUCAGGUUGAGCACUGGAAUUGGAAAAAGAUAGAUCUCAGCAGUGAGGUAAUUUCAAAUUCUAGUAAUAUUGUGCAAGAAAUAUCGCUAUACUGGACAGGUAACCAUGCAGUCAUGAUGGGAUGGGCCAGCGCACAGGGCUUCAAUGAUGUGAGCAAGUUUUCAAAGCUAGAACGCAUUAAGCUGUUUGUCAAAGAGGGCUAUGAAGUACCCGAUAUUCUCAAAAAGAACAUACGACGAUUUAAGGAACAAAUGAGAUUCAGAGACCCGAGCAUUGACCCCGAAAAUCCCCCACAGGAGCAGUCAAAUCUGAGAGAAGCAAUGCGCCUGGACUCCGGAACAACUAAUGACAAGUCUCGCCCGAGGCAGGUCCAAGUAAUGGAAAUUUUUGACGAUGAGGAAUUCAGUUACGCCUCAGACUUCAAGAGUAGUGACGAUUUUAAGGGAGAAGAAAACUCAUGGAUACGUUCAAUGGAACACUUUUCCAAUUUCCUGCAAAGGAUAAAACCAACGAACGCCGCGCCUAUAAAGAUUGCCAUUAUCGACGACGGCAUUGACGCGACCAUACCGGACAUUCAACGCAGAAUAGCAGUCGGGAAGACGUUCUCACCGUACCCAAAUUCUACUGAAUUCAUGAACGCAUACUUUGUUCCAAGGGGUCUUCAUGGAACUUUAAUGGCUAGGCUCAUCUGCAAGAUAUGUCCCAAACCAAAGUUGUUCGUUGCUAGGUUAGAAGAGCGUCUAGCCGAUGAUGGAAGCUCGCGUUUCACACCCGAGUCAGCCGUGCAAGCUAUCGAAUGGGCUGAGGCCUGCGGAGUAGAUAUUAUUUCCAUGAGCUGGACAAUCGAAACUCGUCAGGAGACCGGGGAAAUUAAGCAACUGAAAAAGAUCAUUAACGAGGUGGGUGGAGAAAACGGCGCUCGCACUGGAAAGCCCCCUAUCUUCCUAUUUGCUUCUGCUAGUGAUCAAGGUGGCCAUAUUGGCGAUGCCUCUUACCCUGGUGACUUGAGACCCCCAUGCUUUCGCAUUGGUGGUUCAUCUGAGCGCGGCGAGAAACUACCUUGGGUGAAUCGGGAUAUGGUAGAUUUUCUCCUUCCGGGACAGAGGAUUCCAUUUCAUGACCGCGAGAAGGACUCUUUUACCUACGAGACUGGCAGUUCUCUAGCCACCGCGUGUGCUGCUGGCUUAGCAGGCCUUCUACUCUACUGCGAAAGAGUUCUUGGCGAAUCCAACAGGAUUAUCAACCGUGGAAAAAUGGAAGAAGCUUUCCAAAAUUUGGUUUCUCCCAUCGCCCCGAAGUUCCCGGACGUGUCCACCAAGCUCGAACAAGGACUACUCGAGGAGGUGAAGCGACAAACUAGAGACAAGAGUAUCCAAUCUUCCUCCAUGGGUCUUGAGGGCCUCGAUUGGGAUGAGAAGCAAGUAAAGGACGCUUUUGCAGCCCUCAUGAAUCGUAUUUUGCCCCCGAAUCAGCCAUGGGCACGGAAUUACAGUACUUAA